Messenger RNA from Mobula hypostoma (lesser devil ray), 6735 nucleotides. It is a transcript of the gene ttc6, whose product is annotated as tetratricopeptide repeat domain 6. Bases 115 to 6345 code for a protein of 2076 amino acids. The record is from RefSeq and is a predicted model, not a curated record. NCBI's taxonomy places the organism in Eukaryota, Metazoa, Chordata, Chondrichthyes, Myliobatiformes, Myliobatidae. The transcript has 33 exons. Gene Ontology annotation, molecular function: protein binding.
CAGCCGGGCUGAAGGACAAGAUGGCCAGUGGCAAGCGAAGCUUUUUGCGAGCAACCCCUGUCUACGCACCUUUUGCGCUUCCCACCUAAAGAUCAAUAUUGCAAGAGUCUUGAGAUGUCUGAAACACAGAAGAAUUUUGUUUCACAUCUCUCUGAAGAUAUACAAGCGCAGGACAGUUUAUACGCGAUGCCACAACCAGACUUUCACCAUUUAAGUAAGACAUCAUGUACUGUGCUCCCAGCAGCAGGAAAUCAUGAACAAGAAAAGUUUAAGCAGACAACCGACAGCCCCAUGCAAUUAUCUGAAGAUACACAAAUAAGCAAGACUUUAAAAAAUAAUAUUGAAGAUGACUGCCGGUUACUAAGUCAAGCAACUAAGGCAGAUCCCCAAUGGAAAAAUAAGAGAUCAGUUGUUGAAAAGGGAUAUCCAUCUAGUAAAAAGAAAUUAAUAAGUUUGCAACUGCAUGAAGUAGAUGGUAAAAAAGAGGAUGUUUUCAGGUCAGCAAUAGCUCCUGUUGCAGGUACGGUUAAAGGUUUAUGUAUGACAAGAAGGCCUGAACCACCUCCUAAACCUAGUUCUUUGAAACCCAUUAGUACAAGGAAGUCUCCAACACCUGAAUCAUCUGCUCUUGUUUCUGAACAAGCUGGUAAAGUUUCUGCUUCCAGCCUAAGAUUACAUGGUAGUAAUGUCAAAAUUGACUAUGACGUUAGUGAAAAAGGUAAUGUUCCUUCAGACACAGCUGAACAAAGUAAUAAAAAGAAAUGUCUCAAAAAAUUCAUUUCUCCAACAAAACAAACAUCAGAUGACGCAAGUGUCCAUUUUGAUAAAGAAGGUGGCACUCAUUCCAUUCAUUCCCAAGGCUUGAGGUCUGCUUCCGAACUGCUGGAAGAAGCUAAAUAUCUCGCAAUGUCAGACACACCAAAAAUAUAUGAAAGAAACUUCCAACUGAGCAAGCCUGAGCAGUCCCUGACCGCAGCCCAACAAACAUUUACAGCUAAGGCAAAAUCUGUAGAUGAAAUCAUUGCUUCACUGUGGUCUGUGAGACAAACCACCUCCCAGUCUGCUUCAGAUCUAAAGAUCAAAGGACUGUUAGACAGAGUGCUUGGUUACAGUUAUAGCAGUAAAAGUGAGGAGGCUCCAGAAGUAACAACUGUGUAUAAAGAAGAAGAUAAUGUAAUAAAUUCACAAUCUGAGUGUGUAAUGAAAACCACACAAUCUGAGGAUAAUGUGAUAAUUCCACAAUCUGAAGAGGAAGUAUUAAUGGAAGAUUUUCAUCAGAUGGCUGAAAAACAGAUUGAAGAGGAGAUUAUGGAAUCUCUUACAGAAAUUGGUCAUAAGGUCAAACUGCAAGAAGAAGCCACAAAGGAUUUGGAUGACACUUUAUUAAAUGCAGUUAGUUUUCCAGCACCCAAAGGUGUAACUGCAUCUAUUUAUGAAGAGGAGGCGUUUUUAAAACAGAGUGUCUUUGAAAUUACAGAGAGUUUUCAGGAUACUCUAACUAAUGAAGAAGCACUGAGGAUUCUUGCAUUACCUACAGAGGUUACAUAUUCUGAUAUAGUUAAUGCUAAAGGGAGUGCAUUUGGAUCAUUGAACAAGUCUGCUGGAGACCAGCAAAUGCAUGUUGAUGAGAAUGAGAAUCUUCUGAAACAGACUUCAGUGCUAGCCACAUGGACUCCAAAAAACAAAGAUCAAGGAUAUCAGACAAUCCAUCAUCUUUGUGUUGCUGAACCUAGUCACCUAUUGCCCACUGAUUUGCAACAUGCUUCAAGGCUUUAUUUUACUCCAAGCAGACUAGGACAUGGCAGUAGUAAACUUCCAGAGUUCGUGCAGCAAGUGGAAUCAGAUAUUUGUUCAGAUGAUGACUUUUCUUCCCUGGAGCAACAGAAAAUAACAAGAUAUGUUUAUGAAGGAAUUCCUGUAUCAGAGGUGAUUCAGGAAAAUUUCCAGGAUAGUAUUAAGUUAUUACCACCACUUUCACCAGAAUAUUUGUAUGAAUGGCAAAGGAUUGCAGAAUAUUACGUGGAGAGACCUAGAAUGAUACUUUUGGGAAAAUCGAUGAAAAUCCACAAAGAUGCAACAAAGCUGUUUUGGACACCAGCAUUUCCCAAGUUUGCAGUUCCUAUUUCAUAUAUACAGGAAAUCCUAUACCCAAAGUUGCAAAUGGAAUUGGAUCAAGAGAAUCCUUGUGACUUCCAUAUGAAUCAGGAUGAUGAUUAUGACAUUGAAGAAGAACAGGAAUAUUUGGAAGAUAAAGCUGCUCUGCUAAGAACAGUGCUGAAAAAGCAUAAAUCAGUGCCAGAUCUACGACCAUUUUCAUUUUAUUCUUCUGACACAUUUAGAAACGGUGACUUUAAGGCAAUACUUCCUGCUCAUCAACUUGAAACAAGGGACAAUGAAUUUCUGCUUACAAAUUUGAACGAGACUAAUGACAAACCUUUGAUGCACAUGUAUAAGUCUUCACCAAAUCUCUGUGUUUAUAAUGACAGGAAGACAUUGAAAAUAUCGAGUCCUUUUCAUCAAACCAUUAAUGAGAUUGAAUACCAGAGAGAUCAACUAUUAGAGGCUUCAUUGAAUAGAAUUCAAGAACAUACACUUUCACAAGCAAAUUCAGAAGAUUUGAUUCAAUUGCAGGUUUCCAAAUCAAAAAGCAAUAUAUCCUUAAGCAAGCAAGUUCCAAUUGUGAAUAUUAAAAAUUUUGUUGAAACAAAUAUUGAAGAAAAAACAACUCAUCAAAAAAAAGUUAAAGCAUAUAUGAGAAAACCUGUACUACCUCGGAAGUUAGCUUUUGUUUCCAAUGCACUUUCAAAGCCUCCAAGCAUUCUCACAAGGUCUGCAUCUUUGCCAUCAAGGAUUUGUUUGAAUGGGAUCAAUGGGAAAACACCUCAGCCUAUUAAACUCAAGCGGAAGUACAGUCUUCCUUCCUUAAUUAACUUUGAAGCAUUUGUAAAAACACAAGGAGGAAUUGCUGAAGGAACUCCUGUUAGAGAGUGGGUCAGAGAUGUAUGGAACAAGUGGUUUGAUGAGGUCUUCCCACCUUUGAAACCACCCAGAAAAACAGUUACUGAUCAAAAUGAUAGACCCCUGCAUUACAAAGGAAAUGACUCUCAGCCUGUAAUGGCCAACUUGGGAGAAAUACAUUUGCAGAACUUGCUGUUACCAACUGAAUCAGAAAAAACAGAAGUGUAUCCUUUGUAUUCUGAGGUCUCUACAUUUGAAGACACUCAGGCUGCCUUGCUUUCUGAAGUUAACAAACUUAUAAACCUCAUAAAUGUAAAAGGUGGAUCAACUGCUUUUAAUUACUGUCGGCGAGGAGCUUUGUAUAGAAAAUUAGGACAGCUGCAGUUAGCCAUGGACGAUUUAAAUAAGGCAAUUCAAUUAGAACCAAUGCUACUUGAUGCUUAUUGGCACAGACAUUUCAUUUAUCUUCUACAAAUGAAAACAUCUGAUGCAUUAGAUGAUCUAAAUUUUGUACUUAAACACAAUAAAAGUCACGCAGAUGCUUACACGUCAAAGGGAGAUAUAUAUAGAAAAAAAGGGGACAUUACAAUGGCAAUCAUAAAUUAUUCUCAAGGACUCAAGUGCAGACCUGAUGAUGAUGUUUAUUUUCGAAGAGCUGAGAUGUAUGAAGCCAGUAAUGAUCUACUUCUGGCUAUGGAAGAUUAUCGCUUGGCUUUUAUCUUAAACCCCAGAAGAACAGAUGCUAUGAUGAGACAUGGCCAAUAUUAUUUUAAGAAUUCUAGCUGGCCUAUAGCAAUUAAAGAUUUUACAGAAUUAAUUGAAGAGGAGCCUAACAAUUCUCAAGCAAGGAAUUAUCGUGGACAAGCCUAUGCUAAGCUAGGAUUGUUCAGAGAAGCAGUUUUGGACAUGUCUGUUGCUAUUCAUUUGAAACCUAACAACUGGGUGGCUUUCUAUCACAGAGCCUGCCUAUUACGAAAGGUUCAUCCACAUAAAGCUCUACAGGACUUCAGUAUUUCAGUGCUUAUCAAUAAUGAUGUUGAGAAUUUGAAUUCAUUUUUACAUCGUGGAAUUUUGUACACUGAGCUUAGUCAGUGGAAAGCAGCAAUAUGGGACUUCAAAUAUGCACUCAAGCUUGACAGAGCCGUUUGUUUAGCUCAUAUAAAUCUUGGGCUUAUUUUCCUCUUACAAAUGAAUCACUAUUAUGAAGCAAUCCGCAGAUUUACAGAUGCCUUAAAAGUUGAGCCAACUUCCACAAAAGCAUAUGUAUGUCGUGCAGAGGCGCACCAUAAGGUACAUAAUCUGAGAAAUGCUUUGAAAGAUAUAACAUGCGCCAUCCACCUUCAACCUCAAACACAGAAACUGUACCUCUUAAGAGGUCAAUAUCUACUUGAAAUGAAAAAACUUGAACUUGCAAGCUUUUGUAUCCAAUAUACCGCUGAAAUCAAUCAAGGUACAUUUUUCUAUAAUGAUCAUGUCAUUAAAAUUACUUCAUUUGUAUUAUCACCCAAUUACCUGCCCCUGCAAGCUAGGGGUGACUACCUCCCUGUAGCUCCUGUCUAUCACCUCCUUAUUCUCCCGUAUGAGUUGAAGAUCAUCAAGCUGCAGCCCCCUCUUGACACUUCACCAGUUCAACAAGCUACAGUACAAACCUUUUUAAAAAAUUAUGACAAAGCUGUAGAUAGUUUGGAAGGACUUGAAAAAUCACCUUCAAUUUUGACCUUACUUGGAAAAACUAAAAUGAAAGCUGGCAAACAUCAGGAAGCCCUGAUCAACUUUCAGAAAGCUUUGGAUAUUGAAUUUGAAAGAUCUGAAACACAAGUUAUAAACCCAUCAAUGGAACUUGCAGAAUUAUAUUAUCUCAUAGGUUGCUGCUAUUCUGAACUGGAUAAACUGACAAAGGCAGUGGAUUCAUUUGAUAAGGCAUUGAAAACGUACCCAAAAUUUGCUAAAGCAUAUUAUCACCGUGGCCUGUGCAGAAUGAAGCUUCAUGAAAUUAAUUGCAUCUAUGACUUUCACAGAGCACUUGCAAUCAACCCUCGACUUUUUGAGGUCUACCUAAGUCGAGCUGUGUACUACGCAAUGCAGCGACGCUACCUUAAGGGUAUUCUAAGCUGCAAUGAAGCACUGAAGCUUCAGCCCCGGAGUGUAAGAGCCUUUCUUUGUAGAGGAGCACUGAAAUAUUGUGCUAAGGUAUAUCACUUGGCAAUUACUGACCUGACUACAGCAAUAAACAUUAAUGAGACCUGCAUCUUGGGUUACUUUAACAGAGCUGUUUGUUAUCAGCAAGCAAAUGAUCUUCAAAAGGCACUAAAAGACUAUGGAAUAGUCCAGCUUCUUGGGAGCAGAAAGAAAUUGAAUUUGAAAGUAUUAAUUAAUCGUGGUCUCCUAUAUUUGAGAAUGGAAGAUUACUACAAUGCAUCACAGGAUUUUAAAGCAGCAAUUGUAGAAGACCCUAAAAAUCCUUUCAUUCAUCAUGCAGUGGCAAUCUGCUAUCAUAAACUCCAUUAUUUAGAAGACGCUGUAAACUAUUUCAACCAAGCUGUGAAUUUGGAUCCAUUUUUUGUGGAUGCAUAUUAUGGACGUGGAAAUGUAUAUAUGGAUUCUGGUCAUCCAGCUGGAAUAAAGCAAGCACAGAAAGAUUUUGUUCGAGCACUUCAUUUAAAUCCUAAAUGUGUGAAAGCCAGACUCAAUCUGGGAUACAAUUUACAGGUACUAGGUAAAUUUCAGAAAGCCUGGAAUCACUUUGCAAUUGCAAUUGAUAUAGACCCAAAAUUUCAGGAUGCAUAUGAAGGUCGAGCAGUAAUCAGCCUUCAAAUGAACAAUACAUCUGGAGCAUUACAGGACAUCAAUGCUGCGUUGAAGAUCUACAACUCUGCGAAGUUGCUUACAAAUCGUGGUGUGAUUAGCCAGUUUAUGGGAGAUCUAUCCAAUGCUAUGAGUGACUAUAAGAGAGCAAUAGCUCUCAAUCCAAGCUAUUCACUGGCUUAUUUUAAUGCAGCCAAUCUUUAUCUCUACAACAGUCAAUUUCAACAGGCUCAUAACCACUACACUAAGGCAAUCGAUCUGCAACCUAGAGACGAGUCUGCUUUGCUGAAUCGAGCAAUUUGCUGUGUUAUGCUUAGGCAUGUCAAAGAGGCACUGGAGGACUUUGAACAAGCUAUUAACCUUAGUCCUUACUCAGCUCACAUAUACUUUAACAGAGCAAACCUAUAUGCCACACUAAAGCAGUACCAGGAAGCUGAGAAAGAUUAUUCACAAGCACUACAACUAAAACCAGGUGAUGCUCUAUUUUACAAACUCCGUGCGGAUGUUCGAGGCCAUUUGGGUUUGAUUGAUCAUGCUAUUACUGAUUACAAAAUAGCUAUAGGCAUCCAAGAAGAUAGGUAAACAGGAUAUCUAUUGUUUUAUGAUUAGUACAAAGAUGCUUUAUAUUAAGGAGUUACAAAAACACUGAAUAAAAGUGAACAAAAUUUUUAACAGAUUUCUUUUGGAAGUGUACAAAUGCUUUAGUUCUGAUGACAUAAAUGAAAUUAACAUCAUAUAAGGCAACAUCUGCUCGUAAGUAUUUCACAGCAAUGUUUGAAAUUAUGGUAAUUGUUAGAUUACAUAAUGUACAUCCUAUUGUUAAAAAACGUAAAUGUAAAAUAAUUUAAUUUCGUCAUGUGGUUUCAUUUUCUCACUCAGAUAGAUAUUCCUUGAAUUGUUAAACUGCUUAUUUUCUUCCUUGAUAUGAACAUAAAUUGUGACCAAUAAAAAAAUUAAUGAGUUUUGUGAUGA